Messenger RNA from Lepus europaeus (European hare), 582 nucleotides. RefSeq names its product LKAAEAR motif containing 1 (gene LKAAEAR1). Bases 1 to 582 code for a protein of 193 amino acids. NCBI's taxonomy places the organism in Eukaryota, Metazoa, Chordata, Mammalia, Lagomorpha, Leporidae. The record is from RefSeq and is a predicted model, not a curated record. The transcript is spliced from 3 exons.
AUGCAGCCGCCGAGGGAGGCUGGGAGCAAGGGCCCGCGAGAGCGCUCCAGGAAGAGCGCGCCGGGAGUGCGGCCCCCGGGGGAACGCGCGGAGGGGGCGCCCCCGACGGAGCCCCCCGGGCCUGGCUGGGAGCUGACGCUGGACAACCUGGCUGCCAUGGCCCCCGCGCAGCGCCGCCGCCACCUGCUCUUCGGCGACCUGCUGCAGGACGUGGGCCUGGCCGCAUCCAUCUUCCCUCGCGACUCGGCGGAGGCGGCGCUGCGCGUGCCGGACCCGCGCGCCUGGGCCCAGCCGCUAGAGCCGCCCGGCCAGCGCCAGGACCGGCUGGUCGGCGUCCUCCAGGCGGCCGAGGCGCGCGGCCGCGUCCGCGCCCUGCGGCUGCGCUACAACCGCCUGCGGACCGAGGAGAUCUCGCUGCUUCUCCGGCGCCAGAGGUGUGCGCGCGCCGCCGUGCGGCUGGAGGCGUUCCUGCCGCCGCAGCUGAAGCCGACGCGGAUCCCCGACCCGCUGAACCGGCAAGAGCGGAGGCGCGUGGAAUCUAUCCUGGAGGACAAGGCCGACGGCGUCGUCUUCCCGCGGUGA